AUGUCAUCGCCCAAGGUUGCUCUAAUCACUGCUGCCAGCACCGGGCUGGGUGCCGCGAUUGCCCGCACCUUGGUAAUUGAACUUGGGAUGAGCGUCGUAAUAAACUACCACAGAAAUACUGACCGGGCAGCGAAGCUGGUCCAAGAGCUACAAGAUGACUGUGGUGUAAGGUACGCGAAGUCCGGGGCUCCUGUGCCGGUCGUGAAAAUGAUCCAGGCAGAUGUGGGCGAAAAAUCAGAUGUUUACCGCCUCGUCGAGAAGGCGGCAGAGGAAUUUGAUGGUCGGCUCGACGUGGUCAUCUCCAACGUUGGCUGGACGCGCAUGCGGAAUUUCUCCGACUUGGAGGACGGCCUCGACGAGGAAGAUUGGGACCGUUGCUUUGCUGCGAACGUCAAGUCCCAUCUGUGGCUCUUCCAUGCAGCCAAAAAGUACUUGGAGGAGAGUAAUCAACGAGAAAGAGGUGCUGCCGUUUUUGUGAGUACGGCGAGUGUUGCAGGUGUUAAGCCUAGUGGCAGCAGCUUGUCUUACGCCGUUACGAAAGCCGCUCUUAUCCAUCUCGUUAAAUCUCUUGCGACUAUUUCAGCUCCUUCGAUCAGAGUCAACUGUGUCUCGCCCGGUAUUCUGUUAACAGAAUGGGGUCUUUCUUUUCCGGAAGAGCGACUGAAUGCGGCCAUAAAGGCAAACAAAUUAGAAAGAUUUGCUACUGUUGAGGAUGUCGCCGAGCAAGUCAAGACGUUUGUUGUUUCUAAAUCUGCGACUGGGCAAAACGCCAUUAUCGACUCCGGAUUUAGUCUCUGA
Messenger RNA from Scedosporium apiospermum, 798 nucleotides. Its product is annotated as putative short chain protein. Lineage: Eukaryota; Fungi; Ascomycota; Sordariomycetes; Microascales; Microascaceae. The transcript has 3 exons. Bases 1 to 798 code for a protein of 265 amino acids. Gene Ontology annotation, molecular function: oxidoreductase activity. The record is from RefSeq and is a predicted model, not a curated record.